Molecule: messenger RNA, 525 nt
Organism: Achroia grisella
Lineage: Eukaryota; Metazoa; Arthropoda; Insecta; Lepidoptera; Pyralidae
Exons: 2
Coding region: 88-447 (119 amino acids)
Source: RefSeq, a predicted model, not a curated record
GUUGUUUACUUUACAUUUGUGUUUAUUAUUUAUUAAAUCAAAGUCUAUUUUUAGUGAAAAUAAUGUAAGUAAGUCAAACUUAUUACAAUGGGUUCCAAACAAGAAAAUACAUCCAUAUCUUUGCAAAUGGCAAUCGAAUUAAUAAAUCACAUUGAUUUUCAAGUAGAGAGGAAGUAUUAUUAUGAAGCCUUAAAUCGGCGUAGUAAUUUAAAAACCUCAAUGUUAACUCAAAUAGACGCCCCGUGGUCACGAACUUCUUACAAUGGGCUCAUCGAAGCAAUAGAAAAGUGUUUAACUUGGGAAAAACAGAAAGAAAAAGCCACACAACCUACAGAAUUUGACUUUAAGGUGCACUCUUUCUACGAUGUAUUGUAUGAAAAUGGUGUCAAAACGCUCAUUCUCAAAGAGAAAUCUAAAGACAACUCCCUAAUAAAGAUCAAUUAUUAAUGAAAUAAACACAUUGUGUGCUGACUUCAACACAAUAGUUUUUCAAGAUCAGGAUGUGAAUAUUUAUAGGUAUAAUAA